Molecule: messenger RNA, 813 nt
Organism: Pseudomyrmex gracilis
Lineage: Eukaryota; Metazoa; Arthropoda; Insecta; Hymenoptera; Formicidae
Gene: mRpS9
Product: 28S ribosomal protein S9, mitochondrial
Exons: 9
Coding region: 1-813 (270 amino acids)
Source: RefSeq, a predicted model, not a curated record
AUGUUGGCUUAUUUGCAACGCGCAAGACAACAUGACCAAUUUAUGAAAAAAGAGAUUCUGGAAUAUGAGAUAGGAAAACGGCAUCUGGCUAACAUGAUGGGUGAGGAUCCUGAAACAUUUACACAAGAGGAUAUAGAUAGAUCAAUUGAAUAUCUAUUUCCAUCAGGGUUAUUUGAACCUCUAGCUCGACCGAUGAUGAAACAUCCAAACAUAAUUUUUCCAAAUAGGAAAGAAGCAGAAUUUGAUGAAACUGGAAGGCCUUUCCAUUCUAUGUUCUAUACUUCAAAACCAAAUUAUUAUGAGAUGCUAUAUAAUAUUGUGGAUAUGAUGAAAUCUCUGAAUGAUAUCGAAGACACAUUAAUAAAGCAAGGAACAUUAUCUCCGAACAAAAUUGAUCUGAUAAGUUCUGCAUGGUUGUCGAAACAGGAAAUUGAAGAUAAAUUAUUGGAAACUAUUACUGACACGGAGUAUACCUAUCUUAUUGCGUCACUGGAACGAUUAAGUGAUCAUUCACAGUCAAAACAUGCAACAGAUCUCAUUAUAAAAUAUCGUAAACCGCUUGUGGCUUUCUCCAAGAAAGUAGAUAUACUACCUCUCAAAUAUGACAGCACAGGACGACCGUACAUCACAGUUAAAAACUGUAUGAGGAAAUCGGCAAGAGGCGAAGUGACGAUUUGGGGAAAUGGUACGGGAAAAAUCACUAUUAAUGGACACAACAUCACAUAUUUCGAAGAUCUUCAUCACCGGGAACAAAAAAGAUGUUUGGCAUAUUUUAAUGCCAAUUUAAUACUUCCGAGUAUCAGUGGCAUGUAA